Molecule: messenger RNA, 1182 nt
Organism: Closterium sp. NIES-65
Lineage: Eukaryota; Viridiplantae; Streptophyta; Zygnematophyceae; Desmidiales; Closteriaceae
Source: the annotation of a GenBank genome assembly
AUGGGCUCCCAUCACAACCACGACGAACUCAUGGGUGAGGAGGAGCUCGGUGCUUCCUUCUCGGUUGACUCCUUCUUCGCUGAAGAAGCGGUCACCCCCGCUGUCUCUGCUCCUCCCCCUGCGAAACGCGUCUGUGCUGCCGGAUCAUCCAGCUCUGCACCUGUGGCUCCCCGCGCGGCCCCGGUGGUGUCGACGGUCUCUCCGGUCAUGGCUCCCGCAGCCGGUCCUUCUUCGGCUGCGCCUGCUCCUUCAACGUCGACCCAGGAGGCUAAUCCUGUGGUCGCCCUCGCCAUCACCGGCCGGUAUCAGCGCCUCCGGCGCAACCGUGAGACUGUGGGAGUCGUCGUCGCGGCACUGGCCCGUGACACUGACGCACUUGUCGUUCUUCUGUUCCCUGAGGCGCUUGAGGCGCACCGCAGUCGGAUCUUAACCCGCGUGCACAGCAUCCUGCGUGGUCGCGACUUCGCUGGCGGCCGCGUCCCGGUCUUUGAGGCCUCUGCAGGCGAGCUCCUGCGCCUUCCUCUUCGCUCGUACUGCCGUCAUCUGCUCCAAUGGCCGUCGGUCGAUGACGCGAACCGGUUCAAGCAGCUUCUUCCGAUCACCUACCGGACAUCUGAAGGGCCGUCCGCGGAGAUCAAGGUGUACCAGGAUCCCGCUCCCGAUUUCUCCGCCGCCAAGGCCCGUGGCGAAACUGUGCUGGUUCUGCGUAACAUGCUUGGUAUUGCUGUUGCGCCUCCCAACGACCCCAUGUUCGAGGCCAUCCCUGCGGUGAUCUGGGUACCCAACGUCCAAGAGCCCAUCUUGGUGAAUGUCUCGGCACACUCUUCCGGUCGAUUCCGCUUUCUUCCUGACUUGCUACUCGCGGAGCUUGUCCUCUCACGAUUUGACCGCGGUGUUGCCAGGAUCAUUGGACAUCAUCCCUCUGUGGCUUCGUUCAAGGCGGAUCCGGGAACCUUCUUCAUUGGGAUAGACCUAGAGGUGGAGGUCUGGACUUGUGUCCUGUGCUCCUACCGCUGCGGCUGGGCUCUAGACAGUGCGAUGGCCCACAUCGCCUGCCCCUCUCACAAGGCGGCCGCUCAGUCGAUCUCUGGUGGCAUCAACCCCCUGGAAGAGUUUGGGGAAGUGAAAGUGCACAUCCUCAAUCAGAACCAGGCUAUUGCCGCCUUCCUCGCGUUGGGAUAG